Symbiodinium necroappetens is the source of this 5493-nucleotide messenger RNA. The record is from the annotation of a GenBank genome assembly. NCBI's taxonomy places the organism in Eukaryota, Dinophyceae, Suessiales, Symbiodiniaceae.
GAGAGCGCCGUUGAAGUUGCCUACCAGAAAUUCCUUGCCACCGACAUCAAGGAGGGCCUGCAUGCCCGUGCCUGGUCCUUCCACCUGAAGUCCCUUGCCUUAGUGCGACCGUCGGCGAAGUCGGCGCAGCUCUUGCUCGACCGCGGAGCCAUCGUUGAAUCUGCAUUGGCCGGGAAGAAAGAUGAACGGCUGCGAGCUUGCGAUGAACCGUUUGUGCAGAGGGUGGACUGGCUCGUGUCCUGCUGUGCCGUCUCGAAACAAAUUGGCCCCAUCAUCAACCGUUGGAAGAUCCCCGUCAGGUUCGACCCGCAGAGCCCGCUUGUUGCUUGGGCUGUGGAUCAGCGCGUGGAUCUGGAAUCGGAGGAAGAGCUCGCAAGGUGUCUGCCGGAGAUCGCCGAGCAGAAAGGGCAAGAGAUCGGCUUGACAGAAUGGAACCAGGACGGCAACAUCCGCCUUUCAAUCUUCAAGCGGUGGUACUGCGUGCCCGACAUCGCAGAUGCAUCUCAGAGGGAGCGAGAGCUGCAGUGGAUUUCAACAGAGGCCAAGAAGGCAGGGUUGUCCUUCGACCUGCUCGAGAAGAUUCAGAAGCAGCAGGACCCUGUAAACGCGCGGGCUGACUCACGGUGCUCGCAGGAGUUGCGCCCAGAGGAAAUGCUCUACCUGAUGCCGAAAGGGCCACCUGGCAAGGGCCGCCCUACGAGAGUCAGCUUCCAGGGGCGCAUCGUUCCCGGUUCGAGGACUUGCUGGAUCUCGUUUCCCGCCAGAUAUGCGCCUUGCUGGGAUGCUUUGACGGGAGAGUCGGCGACAGAUUCCGUGGCCUGCAUCUUCCAUGCCGAGGAAAAUGGUCACGAGAAAGACGGCGGUGGAGAAGGGGAACGUGGUUGGCAAGGCAAGUGGCUCGAGAAGGUUCAAGAGGCCGUCGAGAACGGUCAGCGCUUGAAGGUGGCCCUCCCUCCCGGGCGGCUGGGCGCGACCCAGGAGAUGGAGAUGGCAAAGGCCAAGGAGAUGGGCUGGAGCUACGAGGAGGUGGACGUCUUCGAUGUGCUGGAGGAUCAGUUUCCACGAGGGGUUUUGGUCGACGCCUGGUGCGAGGCGACAAAGUCCUGGCGGAGAGGAACCGUCGAGGAGCAGGAUGUUGUGGUCACCGAGCAGGGGGACGGUUUUGAUGCUGUGGUGCGAUGGACUCUGCGAUGUCAGCUUACCGGGCAGAUCUUCGACUCCUCGUGCGUUUGCAGUACCUUUGCGACCAUGAAAGCCCAGCUGGAUUGUUUCGGUGAUGCAAAACUGCGUGGGAUCCUCAUGGAGUGCCUUCCGCACAUCGACGUGCUCGACAUCGGCACCCAUCGGCUUCGCCCAGAUCUUGUGGCCCUGAGAGCCAAGCUGCACAUCAAGUCCAUCGGAACCCUGCACAAACUCAGAAAUCGAAUCCUCAAUGACGACCUCGAGCGAGACAUCAACGCGCAUCUGGCAGAUCCCCGCUGGGAGGUGGAAGUCAGCAAAUCCCACUUUGUGGAAAUGUACGACGCCAGCCUCCGGGCCCUUGACAAGCUGACGUGUCACCAGAGAGAGCGUCUUAGUGUUAUCAGAGGCUCGGACAUGGUGCACUUGUCGGCUCCUGCCGGUGCCGGCAAGACCUUCGUGGCUGUGGAGCGAGUGAUCGAUGCUCUGAAUCCUGGGGCUGAUGAGCCAGCUCCUCGCGUCCUGUAUGUAGCCGCCACCGUCGAGCUGAUCUACUACUUCGUCCAGUGGCUGGCCGUGCGCAUCCGGUCUCAGAAGAAGGAUUUGGAACUUCUGUCUGCGUUGGUUGUGCUUUUCAAGCCAUACAAGAAUCUCCUCCGGCUUCGUAUGCCCGUGCUGCAAGAAGGGGACAUCGAGUUUGAAGCAGUUGUCAUGACCCACGACAAGAAUAGCAAGUUCGAUCUCCUUGUCAUUGACGAGAGUCACAACAUGUAUCAGGACGGCGUCGACCGCGGCAUUCUUGACGAUCUGCAUGGCAGCAAAAGGCUGCUGCUGUCCGACAACGCCCAGUCUUCGGCCGUGACCGCCACGUUUCCAGAGAUGGAGGAGGUGCAGCUGACGGAAGUAGUCCGGAGCACGAAGCAAAUCGUCCUGGGCGCUGCCUCGUUCCAAGUCAACGCCGAAGCUGCUGUGCCUGUGGGCACCGAGGGCCCGCCAGUGAAGUCAUUCAUCUUUAACGCCUCCAAGGACGAGGAUGAGCGGAUGAAGCACUACGCCCAGCGUGUGAUGGAUGCCAUCCUUCAUGUCGACAGCGUGUAUUCGGGCGUGAGCUUGCACAAGAGGCUUGCGCUCCUCGUUCCAGAUGGUCAGUUCCUGACGAAGCUGAAGAAGGCCUUGAGCCCGUUGUUGCGCGAGGGACUCCCACACCGAAAGCUCCGCUUGGUCAAGCACGAGGAGUCCUUGCGCUCGCUGCCGGAGUGGCUUCGCAGUGCGGACAGGCGGAGCGCUGGGGAGCAGCAGGAGCACCGGCAGGAAGAGAUCUUCCUCGAGGAGGCCGCAUCGAAGCACCAGUCCCAUGCCGCAGCCAAGGUUUGGCAGGCAGCCGCUGCAGAUGCAAAGCAGCAGAAGCCUGCAAAGCAGGAAGCCGCUGCUGAGAAGCCGCAGCAACAGAAGCCGACACCGUCUCAGCCAGAGCGCACCCGGAAGACCAAGAAAGUCCUUUGGGAGCAGGUGCCCCAGCAGGUGUCCAACGUUUGGGACACGAGGAGCAACGAGGUCUCGGGUUCCAAGAAGCCGGCCUUCGACCCCUUGAGAGCUGCCAAGCUGCAGGCUAAGGCCGACCGCUUCAGGGGGCACGUGGAGAAGCUGCGGAGUGCCGAUGUCGCGGCGCAGGAGCAGGCCGCAAGGAAGCACCGGGCCUCCGUCGCGGCGGCCGGGGCGAUCCCUCCGCUGGUGGAGCUGCUGAGCAGCAGUAUUACGGAUGUCCAGAAAGCGGCCGCGGGGACGCGAGCAGCAGUAAUACGGUUGAGCGGCAGUGGUGAGCAGGGAUGGGCCGCAAACGCGCUUCGGGAUCUGGCGAUAAGCGCAGACAACCAGGCUCUCAUCGCCGAGGCCGGUGGCAUCCCUCCGUUGGUGGAGCUGUUGAGCAGCAGUAAUACGGAUGUCCAGAUGAUGGCCGCAGCGGCGCUUCGGCAUCUGGCGUCAAACGCAGACAACAAGGCUCUCAUCGCCGAGGCCGGUGGCAUCCCUCCGCUGGUGAGUUGUUUGACGACAGGCACGAAGUGGGCCCAGCUACAUGCAGCAGAAGCUCUCGGCACCUUGAUGGCGGAUUGGAUCGUCGUCGACCGCGAGUUUGUCCCCAUGCCGGAGGCCACCGAAAUCGCCGAGGCCAACCAGGCUUCCAUCGCAUCCGCGGGAGCGAUCGACCCGCUGAUUGAGAUGCUAACGCAACGCAGCGGCGUGAUGGGGUUUCAGGAGAUGGCCGCGCAGGCGCUUCGGCCGUUCUCGUCCCGCGAGGACACCCGCGUGGCCAUUGUGGAAGCUGGCGCGAUCCCUGUGCUGGCAAGGUUGUUAACUCAGUGUGAACCCGAACAUCAGCACAUCGUCCAGCACAGCGUCGUCGGCAUCUUGCACGACCUCGCCGAGAACGCGGAGAACGUGGCGGCCAUCGUGGAAGCCGAGGCGGUCCCUAGCCUGGUGUUUCUGACCGACAGAGCUCAGGAGGCGGCCGCGGAACUUCUGCUCAAGUUGUGCGCCCACCCCCAGGGCCUGAGCGAGGCGAAGCGUUGGGGAGCCCUGGACGCAGCCGCCGAGCUGGAAACGUCCGGGACGCCGGCGGCGCAGGAGGCCGCGAAGCGGCUGGUGGCGCUGCUGCGGCCAGGGAACCUUCACUUUGUUGAUGCACAGCGGAUGACAAAGGAUUGCCGGCUCUCCGUGAUUCUUGCUGUCGGUGAGAAGAGGGGGUCCAAGCAACCGAGAGACAGGCCAGAGGAAACCCGACUGGGUCUCAGACCUUCGGAAGAUGCCCUCGAAACCACAGGUUCUAUAGUCACGAGUGCCAAGAGUGCGCGGAUGCCGGCUGAUGGUGGCAGGGCAUGGGGCGAUCUGCAGCCGCGACGUCGAAAUCGGGGCGUCUCGGAGCUCCUCACGAAAGCUUCAGCAGGCUUCAAGUUGAUAAGGUCAGACAGCGACCAGGUAGCCGAAGGCCGGGAAGGUGGGAUCGUGGCAUGCGACGUCAAAGAUAUUGAGGGUGAAGGCUGGUUUGGCAAGUGGCAGACCAGGGUGGUGCAAUCCAUGGAUGUAUUGCUGCAGAACUUCAAGACUACGGAGAACGCUGUUGACGUCCAACUCCUACUGAUCAUGGACGGUAGCAGCAAGAACUGCGAAAAGGAGAGAGCGAAGAUCCACGAUCUGAAGGAAGUGCUUCGCCAUCAUUACAGGAAUGCGGCCUUUGCUUUUGAAGUGCAUCACCUGGCGCUGUACAUCGCAGACUUGAAGGAGGAGCUUAGCACCAAGGCUGGCAAAUUCAGCUGGGUGAUGUUGGGUGUGUUGUGCAAGGAGCCCUCCGAGGACAGCUUUCAUGACCGAUUGAAUGUGGGCCGAGAGCGCGAAGUCGCCUACCAGAAAUUCCUUGCCACCGGCAUCAAGGAGGGCCUGCAUGCCCGUGCCUGGUCCUUCCACCUGAAGUCCCUUGCCUUGGAGGUGCGACCGUCGGCGGAGUCGGCGCAGCUCUUGCUCGACCGCGGAGCCAUCGUUGAAUCUGCACUGGCCGGGACACGAGAUGAACGGCUGCGAGCUUGCGAUAAACCAUUCGAUGAAUCGUUUGUGCAGAGGGUGGACUGGCUCGUUUCCUGCAGUGCCGUGUCGAAACAAGUUGGGCCCAUCAUCAAUCGUUGGAAGAUCCCCGUCAGGUUCGACCCGCAGAGCCCGCUUGUUGCUUGGGCGGUGGAUCAGCGCGUGGAUCUGGAAUCGGAGGAUGAGCUCGCGAGAUGUCUACCGGAGAUCGCCGAGCAGAAAGGGCAAGAGAUCGGCUUGACAGAAUGGAACCAGGACGGCAAGACCCGCCUGGCAAUCUUCAAGCGGUGGUACCGCGUGCCCGACAUCGCAGAUGCAUCUCAGAGGGAGCGAGAGCUGCAGUGGAUUUCAACGGAGGCCAACAAGGCCGGGUUGUCCUUCGACCUGCUCGAGAAAAUUCAGAAGCAGCAGGACGCUGUGUGCAUCGGGCUGUCACUGUGCCGCCAGGAAUCGCGCCCCGAGGAGAUGAUCUACUUGUUGCCGAAGGGUCGACCUGCCCGUGGCCUCCCGACGAAAGUCAGCUUCCCGGGGCGCAUCGUUCCUGGGGCGACGACUUGCUGGAUCUCUUUCCCUGCGAAGUAUGCAGCCUGCUGGGAUAUGUUGACCUGCGAGUCGCCACAAGAUUCCGUGGCCUGCAUCUUCCAAGCCGACGAGGACAGUGGUCCUGGCCUCGGAUGCCAUGCGGAUUGUUGUCCCAAGCCUUUGUCGGCACAGGAGUUUUGCAGAUAUCGCCAGAUCUAG